Miscanthus lutarioriparius is the source of this 504-nucleotide messenger RNA. The record is from the annotation of a GenBank genome assembly. NCBI's taxonomy places the organism in Eukaryota, Viridiplantae, Streptophyta, Magnoliopsida, Poales, Poaceae.
AUGGCGAGAGUACUCUCCACCACCCUCCUGAGGGGACUUAUGAGAUCGUCCCGCGCAUCGACAUCAGCUGCUGUGUCACUACCAGCUAUCCAGCAGUUUAUGAACUACUCAUCAGGUCUUGGCGCUGCUCCUAAUGCAAAUGGGGACUCAAUGGCAACACGAGUAGCUGCUGAUCACGAUACACAUCAAGACUUUCAGCCAACAAGUAAAAGUUCAGACAUGUCUUUCAGUGACAUUGUUGCUCAGGAUGUCAAGGAGCACCCUGUCGUCAUCUAUAUGAAGGGUUAUCCUGAUGCUCCUAGGUGUGGAUUCAGUGCAUUAGCAGUGAAGGUCCUCCAGCAAUAUGGUGUCCCCAUCAGUGCUAGAGAUAUUCUUUCAGAUCUUAAGCUCAAAGAGAGUGUUAAAGCAUACAGUAACUGGCCUACGUUUCCACAAAUAUUUAUCAAAGGAGAGUUUGUUGGGGGAUCUGAUAUCAUACUCACCAUGCACCAGGCAAAAGGGUGA